AUGUCAGCAAGUACCCAGAAAGUGAAAUAUCCAUUUUGGUAUGGUGGUGCCUCUAGUAUGGUGGCAUGCCUUGUCACCCAUCCACUUGAUUUGGCAAAAGUUAGGUUGCAAACUGCGUCUAAGCCUGGCCAAUCAUUAGUAUCCAUGGUUUAUCAGAUAAUCACCAAAGAAGGUUUCUUCAAAAUCUACUCCGGAUUGACAGCCUCAUUGUUGAGACAAGCAACAUAUUCAACUGUUAGAUUUGGAGUAUACGAAUAUUUGAAGGAUCUGUAUGUGGAUACGUACCACAGAACCCCGGACACCGUAGUAUUGCUCCCCAUGUCAAUGGUGGCCGGUGCCUUAGGGGGUUUGGUAGGAAAUCCUUCUGACGUGGUCAAUAUUCGAAUGCAAAACGAUUCAACUCUCCCAGUUGAGCAGAGAAGGAACUAUAGAAAUGCAUUCGACGGGGUUUUUAGAAUUGUUAAAGAAGAGAAGAUUUCUGCCUUGUUUAGGGGGUUGAUGCCUAAUUUGACUAGAGGGAUUUUAAUGACGGCUUCGCAGGUGGUUACAUACGAUAUUGCCAAAAACAUUUUGGUUAAAGAUAUAGGUAUGGAUGCUAAUAAGAAAUCUACUCAUUUUAGUUCUUCAUUAUUGGCAGGUCUCGUGGCCACUACCGCAUGUUCACCAGCUGAUGUGGUAAAGACUAGAAUUAUGAAUGCCAAAGGGGGAGGCUCAAACGCCUUGACCAUUUUGAAAACCGCUGUUAAGAACGAAGGCAUUGGAUUUAUGUUCAGAGGAUGGUUGCCUUCUUUCAUCAGGUUAGGUCCACAUACAAUUGUGACAUUUUUGGCUUUGGAACAAUUAAGGAAGUUCAAAAUUGGCAUGUAG
Molecule: messenger RNA, 867 nt
Organism: Yamadazyma tenuis ATCC 10573
Lineage: Eukaryota; Fungi; Ascomycota; Pichiomycetes; Serinales; Debaryomycetaceae
Gene: DIC1
Biological process (GO): oxaloacetate transport; malate transmembrane transport; thiosulfate transport
Molecular function (GO): antiporter activity; oxaloacetate transmembrane transporter activity; sulfate transmembrane transporter activity
Source: RefSeq, a predicted model, not a curated record